Messenger RNA from Marchantia polymorpha subsp. ruderalis, 3245 nucleotides. The record is from the annotation of a GenBank genome assembly. NCBI's taxonomy places the organism in Eukaryota, Viridiplantae, Streptophyta, Marchantiopsida, Marchantiales, Marchantiaceae.
GGCGAGCUGAGCUGAGCUGGGUAGCUCUCCCAUGCAAUCGAUGCACCACGCAUGGUACAGAAGAAUCAAGGAGGCCAGCAGAUCCCGCUAUUUCAUCAGAACAAAAUGCUGGACACGAUUGCCUCGAUCGUCGAUUCGAGUGAGUGCGUCCAACCAAUAAUCGGUGCAAUCCCCGCGAGAAUCAGACUGCGGAUGCGCCAAUUCCAAUUCUACUUCCUCCGACCUCACCGAGUCUGAUCCUUACGGAAGGAUUCGUGCAUAAUUCCGAUAUGCUGAAUCCCGUCUAAGAUUCUCUUUGCGCUCCGGAGCAUCUCCCAAAGGCGGCCCGAUCGUACCUAGCAGUGAGUGAGUGAGAGGCAACCUACCAGCUCCUCCUCUCCUUGCAGCUGGUUCAUGCAGACCGUGUGAAACAACAACGCCACCCACGCGAGUCUUGUGUAAGCUCGUGGAAGAUCGAUCUCCGCUUCACGAACCGUGGGUGGACAUCGAUACCUUCAUCAUCAUAGGUACAGAAGCGCGCUCGGCCAUCUCUCGAGGAGAAGUCUUAGCAAUUUAGACCUGGUUCGGUACGUGGAGCAGCUGCAGAAGUGGAAUGAACUCGGCUGUAGAAACGGUUUACAUCAGAUCUCUCGAGAGCAAAAAUUCGUUCCAAGGUCUUUAUUGAGCUCAGCGUAAUAACUUCGCUGCUGCUGCUUUGCCAUCAAGCUGGGGACUUGACGGAAGUCGAUAUACUACGAAUGAAACCUCGUCCCUGCAAAACAUGAAUCUGAUUCGUAAUCGCAGGAGGGCUGCGUUAAUCUCAUAUCGUCAAGCAGCGGCUGAGAGAUCCUCUUCGCUUCGCUUACGAUCAUCAUAAUCACGCAAGCACUCAUGGUCGCUUGAACCAGUGCAGUCGCAAUCUGCAGCUGCACUUCCGUAAGGACCUGAGAAAUCAUCGAGCAGAAAUGGUCGCCGCCGCCGCCGCAGCAGCACCACUGAGCUCGAGGAGCUUCGACGACGGUCCAGUUCUAGUGAAGCAGAGGUUUCCACUCGGGCCAUUGACGAUCGGCGUGUUCACGUACGUCCUGCUGAUCGUGCUGCUGCUGGUUCAAGUUUCGGUCGACGACAUGACCAGAUUUUACAGCGAGUACUCGGAUCCGAGGGCGAGCUUGAGCUCGAGCUCGCUGCGAUGGGUGCAGUACCCGACCAUGGACACCAACGAGACCGAGCAGCUCAUGGAUCGAUGGCGAGCUCUCGAGUCCAACGAGUGCCACGGGGUCGGCACCGGGAGCAUCCGGCUCCUGGGGCCGGUCGGGCCGGUCGCGUCGCGGAACGGAAGCGUCGCGGACACGAUGCGACUGGUCGCGGGGCCGGCGCACGAAAUCGUCUGGGAGUCGAUCGGCGACGACGGGCGGCGGCGCUGCGUCGGCGGCGACUUCUUCGAGGCGGACUUGAGCGGGCCGCGCUGGAAGUCGCGCCCGCCCGUCCUGGACCACGACGACGGGACGUACACCAUGACGGUGCAGGUGCACCCAGAGUUCGCCGGCGCGCGCUUCCACCUCAACGUCACGCUGCUCUUCGACAACCUGCACGGCCUGGCGCUCCGUCCGAAAUCGCGCGCGCGCCUGACGCAAGUCCUCUCGCUGACCAUCGACUACGUCCGCCCGCCGCCGCCGCCGUCGACGGGAAAGCCGUGGACAUCGCCGGUGGGGCUUCCCGAGCUGAAGCUGUGCACGAGGGCGGAUUUCGGGAGGAAGCAUUGGGCGGGGCGAUGGACGAGGGACGACGAAUUCGAGUGUCCCAUCGACGAGGCUGGGCGAUAUGAUUGCUUGGAUCCGGAGCUCGAUUGCCCGAGGCCAUGGUGCCGAGGGCCCGUGGCUAAGCUCGAGAGCAGCGGAUGGGUUUACUCGGCCCACUGCGCGUUCAGAAUCUUCCGGGCCGAGGAAGCGUGGCGGUGCUUGAAUGGGACGUGGAUUUUCGCCUGGGGCGACUCGAAUAUGAUCGACAGCAUCGGCAACCUUCUGCGAUUCGUGCUGGGGCUGAAUGACACUCCGGCGCGGCUCGAUCGCAGGAUGGAUCGCGUCUUUCGCUGGCCGAGCGACGAGCGACUGUCCGUCCGCAUCACUAGCGUCUUCAAUGGCAGCCAUAAUGUGUCGAAGAACUGGGAGGGUCUGUUCUCCCUCCAUGACGAGGACUAUCGGAGCUACCUUCGUUCGUUUUUCGCCGAUGGCAAGCUUCCUGACUUUAUGAUUAUGAAUUCGGGCCAGCAUGAUGGUCUGUACUGGAGAAGCGCCGACAGCUUCCUCAUCGACGGAGUGCAGCAUGCUCUGAGGUUCUGGAAAGAAAUCUGGCAAGGCAUGGGUUCGUCUAAAUUGCCGCAUCUCAUCUACCGCACCACCGUCGCCUCGGCAGGAAGGCAUCGUCCCGAGCCCAACAAUCCGGAGAAAAUGGAGUUCUACAACCACCUGAUUGUGGACCAGCUGAUGCGACUCGAUCUUCCCAAUCUGCACAUCGUCGAUAGCUACGACCCGACUUUCCCGUGGCACUACGGAAAUCGACACAGCGAUGGUGUGCACUACGGUCGCACUCCAUCCAAGUCCAAGUGGGUCGAUGGUCAAAUUGGCCACCAGUACUUCGUAGACUUGAUGCUCGUUCACAUUCUACUGAACUCCAUGUGUGCAGCCUGAUCGGCCGCAGCAGUAGCCGUAUGCCUCCAGGACGGUUUCUCCACAGUCUGGAGGCCAGACAUUGUCUGCAUGCUCGUGCACUUUACAUCAAACCCUUUCCUAAGACCCAAAUUACAGUUUCAGACAGAAGCACCACGAACAUUUAUAUUACAGUUUGUGCCAAAUGGCUAACUUCGCGUUCUGCUGUCCAGGAUUUGGAUGUACCGAAAGAAUAGCAAUGCUAAGAAUUUCAACCUGACCAAACUAACAUGGGCAUAAAUAUGCAAAUUACAAAUAUGCAUAUACAUAGAACUCAUAUGAUCACAAAAACGCCCAAAUUUAAGUUAUCCAAAAAAUACACAGAUGAUCCUAUGGUGUCGAGAACACCAUAGGAUUGGAAUGAUAUACUUUAACGUAUAUCUUGUCGAGGCAAAACGUGAAUCGAAGACGUGAAUUUUGGUUUAGGAUAACUGCUGGUUCUAAAUCAAUUCAAGCAAAAGUCGGGGAUAGCUUACGGUGUAGAAAUCAAAUAAGACUUUUGUCAAUUUCUGUUGUAUUCUUAUGUUGUAAGAGUCUUUGAGGGACAUUGAUUCAUGCUUG